Molecule: messenger RNA, 1742 nt
Organism: Peromyscus eremicus (cactus mouse)
Lineage: Eukaryota; Metazoa; Chordata; Mammalia; Rodentia; Cricetidae
Gene: Cep44
Product: centrosomal protein 44
Exons: 11
Coding region: 389-1582 (397 amino acids)
Cellular component (GO): centrosome; spindle pole
Source: RefSeq, a predicted model, not a curated record
CGUUUGGCCACUGUUCGCGGCGCGCUGGAACCCACGGUUCCGAAUACAAACGGUCGGCGCGAGAGGCGCCCCGGGGCGCGGGCGCUGGGGCUCUGGGGCUGAACGCCGGGUUCCCGCCACUUUCUCGGGUUACAUAUGCUCCCCUCUCCUUUCUGUGUUGGCCCGGUCGCCUCGGGAACCCUUCACUUGGCUUGGCGGCGGCUGGCGGAGCCGGAGCCUGCGGACAGGCGGUGCUCUGGCUCGGGCAGAGGUCGCCUGAAUGCGGUACUCACCGAGGUCCCUGAGUUGUAGGCGGAUGAUCAUCAGGUCUACUGCUUCAUCCUUUCAAAUCUAGGGAUGAAAAGUUGUAAGAUUAUUUGAGAGUUGGAGCUGAAUCUAAUUUUUAAUAAUGGCAACAGGUGACUUAAAAAGAAGCUUGCGGAAGCUAGAACAAGUGCUUCGUUUGCUAAAUUACCCUAAUGAGGUGGAUUAUGUUGGUUUGAUGAAGGGGGACACAGCAGCGUCUUUGCCUAUCAUCAGCUAUUCUCUUACCUCAUACUCCCCUUAUAUAUCAGAACUUCUGAUGGAGUCCAAUGUAGACCUCAUAUCAAAGAAUGAUGUGCGCUUCACAGAUACCGUCUAUAAGCUUCUUCGUGAUCAAUUUGAUUAUAAACCAAUUUUGACAAAAAAGCAAUUUAUACAGUCUGGAUUUGCUGAAUGGAAAAUCCAAAUUGUCUGUGAUAUAUUGAAUUGUGUGAUGAAAAAGCACAAGGAAUUGACUGGCUCUGACAAGACUUCGUCAUGCCCGAGAAAGAAAAGCAUCCCGGAAAGGCCCGAGCCUUGUUCAAGCAGUGAGAACACCACCCCUGGAGAGGCUGUGGGCAUUGACAUCACUGGCAGGUUUAUGACUUCAGGAAAGUAUUUCUUCAUGCUUGUCUCCGUGCAGAAGAAAGCUGUGGUGAUCCGUCAUCUGUACACAGAAGAUAACAUUGACCUUCCCGAACGGACAGUGAGUUCAACAGAAGUGAGUGAAGGGUGUGAUGAAUCAGAAGAGAUGACUUCUCAAAUCAUGAUUCAUGACGAACAGGCCUCUGAAGUCAAGGCUCAGCUGAAAGAUCUUUGUGACAACCCUGAGCUCACUGCACUUCACAUAGCUCUUGCUGAAUGCCAGGACAAGCUUAAGAGGCUGACUUGUGUAGAGAAAAGGCUCCAGUAUUUGGAAGCUGCAACAAAAGGGAAGGUGAUGGUCGAUGAGAAGGCCUGGAAUAAUCUCCUAAGUCGAGUCACUCUUCUUGAAACAGAGAUGCUUUUGUCUAAAAAGAAUGAAUGCGUAGAGCUUAAUGCAGCAAGUGAAGACAAUGACUCUGAUAGUGUCGUGGAUGCCAUGCCCACUGAUAAAAAAUACAGUGUGGGGGCACCAGCCAGAACGUAUCGGUCAUCUGGCUACAGUAGUACACUGUCACCAGAGUCGACGCCCAGAGGCUCCACUGUUAAUUAUUGUGGCUUGAAAGAUUUUUCAGAGGAAACAACACUUCAGAAAAUGGAAAGGAUGAAAAAAAUGUUUGAAGAGACUGCAGAGCUACUGAAAUGCUCGAGUCACUAACUGUACAGUUUUUCUGCGUGAGCAUCUCUAGGACUUUGCUACUUAUAAUGCUAUGUUGAAGAAUUCCUUGUACACUUUUAAUAUACUGUAAUAUAUUAUUAAGAAUUUGAAUUCUAUUUGGUGUGUGUUUUUCAUUCCUAAAUAAAUACUUUUAAUAUUA